Molecule: messenger RNA, 1212 nt
Organism: Cyphomyrmex costatus
Lineage: Eukaryota; Metazoa; Arthropoda; Insecta; Hymenoptera; Formicidae
Gene: TFAM
Product: mitochondrial transcription factor A
Exons: 6
Coding region: 214-1143 (309 amino acids)
Source: RefSeq, a predicted model, not a curated record
UUGUAAACUGUGGCGAUAUAUAUACGGCGAUACCUUUAUAAGGAAAAAUCUUAACCUCAACACGACUUCGAAUUUCGAUUUGUUUCGAUUCUUUUAACGCUGCUGGAUGUGUUUCGUUAUGCUAUAAGCACUUUUUAUCUAUUUCUUGUCGAAAUAUUAAAAUAGAAGUUGUUUGAGAUUGUUCAGACUGACUAUAACCAGAUCACGUGUACCAUGAUUAUGGCAACCUGGAGAUUACUGUCUCCUAUUAAUAGGAAACAGUUUAAUCUGUUAAAUUUCUUUUGCACUAGGGAAUUUGCUUCUGCACAAAACUUUACUACAUCCAAAUCAAAACAGAAUAUAGAAAAAGAUAGUAUACCACCAAAGCCAAAGAAGCCACCAAGUGUAUUUCUGUUAUAUUACAACUCUAUAAGGAAUAAAUUGCAAAAAGAAUAUCCUCAUUGCAAACCAAAAGAACUUUCAAAGAUAGUAUCAGAGAAAUGGGCACAAAUCGAUCCAACAGAAAAGCAAAAUUUACAGAAGCAAUUUCGUGAACAAACUUCUAUAUAUAAACAAAAAUUAAUGGAUUAUGAGAAUUCUUUAACUAAUGAACAAAAGAUAGAAAUAAUACAAAAGUUAUUGAAAAAAGGUCAUACUUUGAAGCAGGGUGAAAUCAAACAAAAACUGAUAGAACUUGGGAAGCCAAAACGGCCAUUACCUGCCUUCAUGUUAUUCAUGCAAAGUAAAAAGAGUACCAAAAACCCACAAGAAUCAUAUAAAGAUUGGCUAAAUAAUGUAAUUAAUGAAUGGAAAAAUAUGACAGUGGAAGCUAAAAAUAAAUACAAUGCAGAAGCAAGUGAUUUAUUUAAAAAUUAUAAGAUUGAAGUGGAAAAAUGGAAGGAAGAAAUGAUUCAAGCAGAUCAACAACAUGAAUCUACAAAGGGCAUGGUACUUUGCGGUAACAAAAAUAUUUUGAAAACUACAGUGGAAUGCUCAAGGAAGAUAGCAGUGAAUACAUCGAUAAAUGAUGUUAAAAAGUCAAUUGUACAACCUCAAGACACACAUACAUAUAUACAGAUAUAUACAUAUUUUGUCUCAACAUGGAAAAGAGUUUUAAUAGUCCUAAAAGAGAUUAGUGAAAACUGGAAGACGAAAUUAUACUAAUCCAAAUGAGGUGACUAUUAUGAUGACAACAGCAGACGUGCGAUAAUUUAUGCUAUCUCAACAUUACAC